Photinus pyralis (common eastern firefly) is the source of this 750-nucleotide messenger RNA. RefSeq names its product brachyurin-like. NCBI's taxonomy places the organism in Eukaryota, Metazoa, Arthropoda, Insecta, Coleoptera, Lampyridae. Bases 1 to 750 code for a protein of 249 amino acids. The record is from RefSeq and is a predicted model, not a curated record. The transcript has 5 exons. Gene Ontology annotation, molecular function: serine-type endopeptidase activity. Gene Ontology annotation, biological process: proteolysis.
AUGCAGAGUCCCAGGCGUUCAAAGGACACAAAAAUUAUAAACGGCUUUGAGGGCAAACCAGGACAAUACCCUUUUACGGCCGCUUUAACCGAAUACAGUAGCGGUAUGUUUUUUUGUAGUGGAAGUAUAAUUGGCAGAAGAUUUGUUUUGACAGCGGCGCACUGCUUGACAACUGUUGGCGAGCAAAAUCGAAUUAAUGUUAUUUUGGGAACACACGAUCUACGGAAUUAUUCGGCAAGCUAUCAAAAAAUAAGGUCAAAAGCUUGGGUGUACCAUGAACAAUACGUGGAGAGCAGCAGCAGGCAUGAUUUGGGAGUUAUUCUCUUAGAACAUGAAAUCAUCUACAACGAUGAUAUUCGUGAAGUCAUUCUGUACCAUGGUAAUAAUACAUUUGUAAAUAAAGAAGUAAUUGGUUGCGGAUGGGGUUAUUACGACGAUUCGAACAAAGCAAGCACCAUAUUAAAUUGUAUGGAAGCCGUUACUAUUAGCAACGAACAAUGUGGAUCAUUUUAUGGUGGAGAUUUGGCAGAAAAUUUCAUUUGUGCGCAAGGCAUGAAUCAAUCACGUACGUGUUCGGGCGACUCUGGAAAUGCACUCGUGUUUGAAGAAAAUUACGGUUCCUAUACGGCAAUUGGUGUGAUGUCAUUUGGACUAGCAGAUUGUAAAGAAGGGCCCGUUGUUUAUAACAGAGUGUCUACAUAUUAUGGUUGGAUAAUUGAGCAAAUGCAAAACUUAAGUGCUCUUCAAUAA